AUGUCGCUAUUAAUGCGACCUGGGCCAUUAACGAUGGCGACGGCGAAUACCGUUACAUACGUCACCGCGCUCGCCUCUCUCUACUUUAAACGUAACAAAACAGCCCAAACAACUGAGUCCAAGGAGUGGCUGGGCGAAGAGGAAUGCUUAACCCCCAAAUCUGACUGCAGUGUGCAUCUCGCUUCGCAAAACGGGCAUGGUUCGCAUGAUGAUUACUUUCAUCUGACUCUUCACGCGAGCACAGAGAGAAACCCGACAGAUAUGGGGGAGGUGCUAGAUGAUGCCCUUGCAUUGUUGUAG
Molecule: messenger RNA, 300 nt
Organism: Trypanosoma grayi
Lineage: Eukaryota; Euglenozoa; Kinetoplastea; Trypanosomatida; Trypanosomatidae
Exons: 1
Coding region: 1-300 (99 amino acids)
Source: RefSeq, a predicted model, not a curated record